Molecule: messenger RNA, 2063 nt
Organism: Nematolebias whitei (Rio pearlfish)
Lineage: Eukaryota; Metazoa; Chordata; Actinopteri; Cyprinodontiformes; Rivulidae
Product: embryonic polyadenylate-binding protein
Exons: 16
Coding region: 131-1999 (622 amino acids)
Cellular component (GO): ribonucleoprotein complex
Molecular function (GO): RNA binding
Source: RefSeq, a predicted model, not a curated record
GGUCACGCACGACACGCAGGUGUUCCACGGUGUUAAUUAAAUCUAAACAGCCCCACGCGCCUGUGGAAAGUGCUCACGAGCUGCUGCACUGAAAAGACCCACGCUCUCGCAUUAAAUCUGUUUACGCAAGAUGAACGGCAGUGGACCAGCGUAUCCCCUGGCCUCUUUAUAUGUUGGGGACCUACACCCAGAUGUUACAGAGGCCAUGCUUUAUCAAAAGUUUUCUCCUGCUGGACCCAUCAUGUCUAUCCGUGUGUGCCGAGACAUCAUCACUCGCAGAUCCCUGGGAUAUGCCUACAUAAACUUUCAGCAACCAGCUGAUGCGGAGUGCGCCCUGGAUACAAUGAACUAUGAUGUCAUCAAGGGUCGACCAAUUCGAAUAAUGUGGUCCCAGCGUGACCCGGCGCUCAGGAAGUCUGGUGUGGGGAACAUAUUUAUUAAGAACAUGGAUGAGUCUAUUGACAACAAAGCGCUGUAUGACACUUUCUCAGCCUUUGGCAAUAUUUUAUCCUGCAAGGUCGUCUGUGAUGAGAAAGGAUCCAAAGGUUACGGUUUUGUCCACUUUGAGACUCAGGAAGCUGCAAAUCGGGCCAUUGAAACAAUGAAUGGGAUGCUUCUAAAUGACAGGAAAGUGUUUGUUGGUCACUUUAAGUCGCGCAAAGAAAGAGAGGUUGAGUUUGGAUCCAAAGCUGUGAAGUUCACAAACGUCUACAUCAAAAAUUUUGGAGAAGAUCUCAGUGACGAGAAACUCAAGGAACUCUUUUCUGCAUUUGGGAGGACUCUUAGUGUGCGAGUGAUGAAGGAUGAGAAGGGUCGUUCACGAGGAUUCGGUUUCGUCAACUUUGCUCACCAUGAAGAUGCUCAGAAGGCUGUUGAAGAAAUGAACGGGAAGGAGAUCAACGGGAAGACGAUUUACGUGGGCCGGGCUCAGAAACGCCUGGAGCGCCAGGGGGAACUGAAGCGCAAGUUUGACCAGAUCAAGCAGGACCGCAUCCAGCGCUAUCAGGGUGUGAAUCUGUAUGUGAAGAAUCUGGAUGACAGCAUCGAUGACGAGAGGCUCCGGAAGGAGUUUGCACCUUACGGCACAAUCACAAGUGCAAAGGUGAUGACUGAUAGUGGCCAAAGCAAAGGCUUCGGCUUCGUGUGUUUCUCUUCUCCUGAGGAAGCUACAAAAGCCGUGACUGAAAUGAACGGGAGAAUCGUUGCCACCAAGCCGCUGUAUGUUGCUCUGGCUCAGCGGAGGGAGGAGCGUAAAGCCAUUCUAACAAACAAGUACAUGCAGAGACUAGCUACCCUGAGAACCAUGAGCAGUCCGCUCAUUGACUCGUACCACCAGUCAGGGUACUACAUGACUGUCCCGCAGCCUCCCACUCGCUCCUUCUACAACCACAGUGCUGUCAGCAACGUCCGACCAGUCCCUCGUUGGACAGGACACCCGCCAAGACCACAGGGCCCUUACUCGCCUCCGUUUGUUGGUAGUUCUGUUCCUCGCCGUGCGUCCACCACCAUCACCACAGUCAGACAAGCUUCCACUCAGGCUCCGCGCGUCCUAACCUCAACACAAAAGACAAACAACAUAGGGACUCAGACCGUUGGAGGACGCACGGACGUGGCCGGUGCGCCCAGAGGCAACCAGUACAAGUACUCUUCAGGCGUGAGGAACCCCCUGCACGUUGUCACUGUUCUUGCACCCAUGACGAGGCCACAGAUCGUCUCUGCACCUGUGGUGGAACCAUCUGGUCCAGAGCCGCUCACCGCCUCGGUGCUGGCUGCAGCUCCGCUCAUGGAUCAGAAACAGCUGCUCGGAGAGCGACUGUACCCGCUGAUUCACGCCCUGCACCCGACCCUGGCAGGAAAAAUCACCGGGAUGCUGCUGGAGAUCGACAACUCUGAGCUGCUGCACAUGCUGGAGUCGCCGGAGUCCCUGAACUCCAAGGUGGACGAGGCGAUGGCCGUUCUGCAGGCUCACCAGGCAAGGGAGUGUUCACCAAAGAAAUGAUGGUCUCAGGGCUCUACGAUUUUCUGGUGGUAGAAAUAUAUAUUUGAAGUGAUAUUUUUGGAAA